Molecule: messenger RNA, 906 nt
Organism: Ectocarpus sp. CCAP 1310/34
Lineage: Eukaryota; Phaeophyceae; Ectocarpales; Ectocarpaceae
Source: the annotation of a GenBank genome assembly
AUGCUCCCUGCAACCGCAGCCCUUGUUCCCGCGGCGUCGGUGGCCCGGCCGCUGGGCGCGGGCAACGAUGGCAAGGGCAGCGACUCCGUGUCCGGCAACAGCAGCGGCUUCAGCGGCUUCAGCGGCAGCGGCGGCAGCGGCGGCAGCGGCGACAGCAACGGCGCCGGCAGCCCGGACCUGGAGGACAGCGUCGACCUCGCCAGCCCUGACCUCGACGACCAAGGCAGCAGCAACCGCGGCCGGUGCGGACACCCUAGCUCCGAAGACGGGCACGCCAACAACGCCGUCAGCAGCGACUACGGCGCGGGCACCAGCAGCGGGAGCGUCAGCGGGGACGGCAACAGCGCCCAGAACAAUAGCAAUGGCGGAGCACAUCGGAGGGCAGGUGGCGGCGGCGGGAGGCAGCCCCCUUCGGGUAAGCGUAAGAGAGAGCGGAGCGUGUGCGCCCCCGUGCCGCCACCGCCCGCCGUGGUGGCCGCACCGCCGGUGGUGGCGGCCGUGGGAAACCGGGGAAGCGGCGGCGGUGGUCAGAAGCAGCAGCAGCAGCAGCAGCAACAACAGCAGCAAGCGACAGUUCACAAGGCGGCAGUAGCAGCAGCUACCACCGGCACCGGCCGUGCCCGCCGAGGAGGAGGAGGCGGUGCUGCGGGUGGCCCGGAGCCGGAGGCGCGCGGGGGCGGGCGAUCGGCCUCAGGGGGGACAGCAGAUUGGGCAGGGGAUGGAGCGUCACCAGUGUCGGCGCUCGCGGCACUGGCGGCUGCAGCGGCAGCUGCGUCUCAAGCGGCGCCCUUGACACAGGAGCAGCAGCCCUCGAGGCGACUGGCCGCGAAGAAAUCCAUACUCUUCAGGCACGGAGCUGACUCUCAGUCUUGAAGUAUAACCAACCUUGAUCCGGGGAGGAGCGUC